CUCUUUUUGAGCAAUAUUAUAACAAAACAGUCCAGAGCAUGAAGAAAGAAAGAUUAUAGGCGAAGAAAAUCUUCGUCCACUCAAACCCUAAAAAUAUAAUAAUAAAAACAAAAAGGAGAGAGAUAUGAGAGAAUGAAAGGAACACAGCAACAAAUAAAUAAAUAAACAAAAGCCAUCUUCUUCUCCUUCCCCCACCACCCUAUCUUUCCAUCUCCCUCCUCUCUUUUAAUUAAUUCUCUUUUCUCUUUGCUUUCUUGGCCUCUGGUAUUCCCUUGGUGUGAUUUUUUCCUAAAGAAUCCAUCAACCUUUAUAAAAGAGAAAAGAGAGCAGCAAACAAUUAACCAUGGUUUUCUCAUCUCAUGAUGUUCCAGCCUAUUUAGAUCCUCUUAACAGGCAGCAGCAGCAUAAUCAGCAAGGAACUGGCAGUGAAAAUCCUCAGCUUCCACCUGUUCCUCCAGCUCCACAUGUUGGAGCUGGUGCUAGCUCCAAUAGGCCUGGUUCGAUGGCUGAUCUAGCCAGGCUAGCCAAGAUUCCACUGCCAGAAGCAGUCCUGAAAUGUCCACGGUGUGAGUCGAGCAACACCAAAUUUUGCUACUACAAUAACUAUAGCCUCUCACAGCCACGCCACUUUUGCAAGGCAUGUCGGCGGUAUUGGACUAGAGGAGGUGCCCUUAGAUGUGUUCCAGUUGGUGGUGGAUGCCGAAGAAACAAGAAAAACAAAAGUAGCUCAAAAUCACCAGCUUCAGCAGAGAAGCAAGUAGGUUCAGCUUCUGAAAUCACUGACCAUUUGCUACAGCAAACGCCUCAUUUACCCUUCAUGGCUUCUUUGCAAACUUUUUCUCAGUAUGGUUUGGGAAAUAUUGGCUUAGACUUUAGUGGAAUUCAAUGUCAGAUAGGGGCAACAAGUGGUGCUAGUGAGCAAGCUGAUAUGGGGUUUCAGAUAGGAACUAACUCAGGCAUGAGCAGUGCUAUUUUAUCAGUAGGAGGAACUCAUCAGCAGUUCCCUCUCUUGGAGCCAACAAAUGGUUUAUAUCCAUUUCAAAGUGAGGGUAUGGAAGCAUCAUCAUCUGUGGUGGGAGAAAGCCAGCUUCUUCGUUCCAUGAGUUCAAGCUCUAGGGUUUCUCAGCUAGCUCCAGUGAAAAUGGAAAACACCCAAGGGCUAAUUAAUUUAUCAAGACCACCGUUGGGUGUUCCGGAGAAUAAUCAAUACUGGGGAGGAAAUAGUUGGACAGAUUUAUCCGGUCUCAACUCUUCUAGUACUAAUCAUCUCUUAUAGCUAGUUUCAAUCUUUCUUGAUAGACAGCAGCUUAAAGCUGAUCUUGAAGCUUCAGCUGCUUCCAGUUAUCGCAGCAGCUUUAAUGACAGAUAGUUGACAUAAGUUGUAAUGUUACUUAAUUCGAUCACCUUGAUUCGCUCACAUGCUUCAAUAUCAAAAACUAAAUAAUGGAUAGUGAAAUUGCAAGGUUCACUGAGGAACUUGUCUCAUCAUCAACAUCUAUCGACGAAAAAACAAAGAUUGGCAGAAUUAAUGUUGUUUUGUACUAUAUAUUUUGGGGUUUCUUAAGCUAUGUCUUUGGUCUUUUGUUUGCAUGGGCUUGUUUACAGAUUUGUCUAUGUUUGUGUCUGAAGUUAUGGGAUCUGUUUUCUGACUUCCCUGUGAAAUAUCCUUCCUGGUAACUUCUUUCUCUUGUCUGUUUUUGCUCUUGCAUAACUGUUUGUACAAGGUUGCCUCGCUAUGAAGAAAGAAAGAUAGUCCUUUCGGCAAAUCAUCAUAUCAGCCACAAUUCUGCAAAAAUGUUCAUUAGAAGAAUGAGCAAGAAAAUAUUCUACUAGAGAGAACUUGGGACUGCCAUCCAUGUAAAAAAAA
This is a messenger RNA of Durio zibethinus, 1867 nucleotides long. RefSeq names its product dof zinc finger protein DOF2.2-like. Gene Ontology annotation, biological process: regulation of DNA-templated transcription. NCBI's taxonomy places the organism in Eukaryota, Viridiplantae, Streptophyta, Magnoliopsida, Malvales, Malvaceae. Gene Ontology annotation, molecular function: DNA-binding transcription factor activity; DNA binding. The record is from RefSeq and is a predicted model, not a curated record.